CCCACACAAGACGCACACUCCCUUUACAGUAGAAAGAUUUGUUGGAAAGUACAGGACUUUCAUCAGAUGUCUGAGGUAAAAUGGAGGCGAGGAAACUGCUCGCGCUGCUCUGUGUUCUGUUUGGUCUUUUCUGCCUGACAGAGAGUGUGAGGAGAAAUAGGAUGAGACGCUGGAGACGUGAGACAUGCUCUUACGGGAUUUACUCAACUAAAGAAUUAGUCUGUUGCCUCUGUGGUAAAGGUGAACACUUAAUCAAAGACUGCACGGAAAAUAAAACUAAACCUGAGUGUAUACAAUGUACACCAAAAUCAUAUGCGGAUCAUCCAAACAAUGAUGAUGAGUGUCAAUUCUGCAAGAAUUGUCCUGACAAGUUUCACAUGGAGGUCGAACAAAUAUGUACGCCCACUUCUAACACUGUGUGCCGCUGUAAGGAAGGCUCUUACUGCAACGAUGGAGAUGACUGUAUAGUGUGUCACGAAUGGACCACGUGUGAGUUUGGAAUUAAAGUGGAGGGCAAUCGCACACACGACAGACAGUGUUAUGAAGAAGCUCAAGGAGGGUCCCUACUUGCCAUCAUCUUGCCGAUUGUAAUAAUAGUAAUAGCAGCAGUGAUUGUGUAUUUUCUUUGGAAGAAAAAGAUGCUUUGUUGGAGAGAACCACCUGAGCCGGAGAUUCAGGAUGAGCCAAUGGACCUGUUAGAUCCAGAUUUGCUUGCGUCUCUGCCUAAAAUAGCAGAAAUUCUGGGUUUAAAAGUUGUCCGGUCUGUGGUAAGGCGACAAGGUAAACUGUCUCCGACCAGAAUAGACGAAAUAACAGAUGAAUAUCCUCAAGAUGCAAGAGAACGGACAUACCAGCUGCUGAAAGCUUGGUAUGAGGCACAUGGCAAGAACGGGGCUUACAAAGCGCUGAGGGAGAACCUCAUUGGGAUCAAUGAGAAACGGAAGGCUGAUGAUGUGCGUGACCUCAUCAAAGGAGAACAAAGCAAUGGAGCUAUGGGGAGAAACGGUGAGAUCUAGUACUCUAAAGGGACGUUAAAGACAACCCAAGACUUCCUUAAAAAACUCAUACAUUCUUUGUAUGUGAUAACAUAACAUCAAGUCAUCUUAUCGGCUCCCGCUUCUGGUGAUGCUGGCCCCCAACAUGGAUGCCCUAAGAGCAAUGAGUUAACUGUAAAUGGUACAAUGUUGAAGUCUAAAAGUUUGCUGUGAAUGCUCUCUGUAGAUGUUCUUAGCGUUAAGACUGUAACAGCUAAGAAUAAUUUUCACUCAAAUUUGCACUUAUCUUUAUAUUACAGAAUUAAAUUAAAACUCUAAUUAAUUAAAGAUUGGCCAUAUCUUGUUCCUUGUAACACAAUCGAAUGUAAUUAGAUUUUUUUGUGUGUAAAGUAUACAACCAUGGAAGAAAAUUAUUUAUUAUCACAGUAUUUCAUGUCACCCAGAUGAGGAAGUGUUCCUUUAUGAGUCCUAUGCCUUAUUCGGUUCCUUCCUCAUGUAAAAAACUCAGGGAAUUUUUUCCAGCUACUCUCUCCACUGACCUGCUCAUUAGGGAUAGAUUCAUACCAGUGGAUAUGCUGCUUUCUCUAAAACGGCCUUGUGACAAAGUCCAUUGUCACUUUUUUGAAAGGUCUUUACAAACUGUUGUGUUGUUUUCUGCAAUAUUUGUCAUUCAUUCUACAUAUCUGCGCGACUUGCUUUUAACAGAUAGCAUGAUUAUAUGUUGCUUUCUUUAUGUAUAUAGCAAUGUUACAGUGAAUGUGCCAAAAUGAAAUAUAAAUAAAUGGUUUCCACUGUUAUGUC
Molecule: messenger RNA, 1796 nt
Organism: Clarias gariepinus (North African catfish)
Lineage: Eukaryota; Metazoa; Chordata; Actinopteri; Siluriformes; Clariidae
Gene: fas
Product: Fas cell surface death receptor
Exons: 8
Coding region: 81-1016 (311 amino acids)
Biological process (GO): extrinsic apoptotic signaling pathway in absence of ligand; regulation of stress-activated MAPK cascade; negative regulation of apoptotic process
Cellular component (GO): membrane raft; external side of plasma membrane; CD95 death-inducing signaling complex
Molecular function (GO): tumor necrosis factor receptor activity; protein binding
Source: RefSeq, a predicted model, not a curated record